Erinaceus europaeus (western European hedgehog) is the source of this 1852-nucleotide messenger RNA. It is a transcript of the gene SERINC4, whose product is annotated as serine incorporator 4. NCBI's taxonomy places the organism in Eukaryota, Metazoa, Chordata, Mammalia, Eulipotyphla, Erinaceidae. Gene Ontology annotation, cellular component: membrane. The record is from RefSeq and is a predicted model, not a curated record. The transcript is spliced from 12 exons. The coding region runs from base 311 to 1816 and encodes 501 amino acids.
GGAGUUCUGUACAAACACCGGGUUGGAAGACUAAUCCUAAACCAAUUAAGAACACUAACCCACAGGAGGCCUGAUAUGCAAACUGCUCUUUAAACCCGCCGGAGGAACUACAGAAAGUAGUCUUACAGGGCCGUUUGCAUUUACCACUGUCUGGGGCUGCUGUUCUUUCACCUUGUUCCUGCCUGCCUGAAACUUUCUCCUUGCUUUCCCAGUAGGCAGGCAGACCGAUGGGUUGAGGAAAGAAGCCACUACUUGCUCAUCUACCUUUUCAGCUGGUGGACCAGGGUCUAUCUAAUUCCCUGGGUCAAGGAUGGUGGAUGCAAAAGUCGUCACAGGCCCCAGCAUCUUCUUCCACGGGGCACAGCGCAGUGCUGUCAGCCGUGUCCUAGUGAAACGUCCUUUCUAUAAGGUGUCCUGCUGCUGCCAUUCUAGGUCGCCCCUGCUCACUGAGUCUACUUGUAGCCGCCUGCUCUACAUCCUACUCCACAUGGGGGCCUCAGCAGUCUGCUGUCUCCUGCUAUCAAGGACAGUAGUGGAAAGCAUCUGGGGCAAGGCACACGGAAUCCAGAUGCCCUCAGAACUGUGUUCCCGUUUUUUUGGCCAGUCACACUGCCCAGUGAUCAGUGGCUCUGGAGCUGUGUACCGAGUGUGUGCUGGGACUGCGACCUUCCACCUGCUGCAGGCUGUGCUGCUGGUCCACCUCCACUCCCCGGCCAGCCUCCGGGCACAGCUGCACAACAGUUGCUGGCUCCUCAAGCUGCUGUUCCUGCUAGGUCUCUGUGCUGUCGCCUUCUGCAUUCCCGAUGAGCAGCUCUUCCCAGCAUGGCAUUACAUUGGCAUCUGUGGAGGCUUUACAUUCAUCCUGCUGCAGCUGGUGCUUAUCACAGCCUUCGCCCAUUCCUGGAACAAAAACUGGCAAACAGGUGCAGCCCAAGACUGGCGCUGGUUCCUAGCAGUGCUGCUGGCCACCCUUGGAUUCUACAGCCUGGCAGGUGUGGCAGCUCUGCUCCUGUUCCACCACUACACACACCCAGCUGGCUGUCUGCUCAACAAGAUGCUGCUUGGUCUGCACCUCUGUUUCUGUGGCCUCCUCUCCUUCCUCUCCAUUGCUCCCUGCAUCCGUCUCAAGCAACCUCGCUCAGGCCUCUUACAAGCCUCCAUCAUCAGCUGCUACAUCAUGUACCUGACCUUCUCUGCGCUGUCCAGCCGUCCUGCGGAAAGUGUAACUCUUCAUGGACAGAAUCAAACACUGUGCAUGCCUGGGCUGAGCAAAAUGGAAUCUCAAACACCAGAUACCUCUCUGGCAGUGCUGAGCGCUAGCAUCAUGUAUGCGUGUGUGCUUUUUGCUUGCAAUGAGGCUUCCUACCUGGCUGCGAUAUUUGGGCCUUUGUGGAUUGUCAAGGUUUACAGCUAUGAGUUCCAGAAACCUUCACUCUUUUUCUGCUGUCCUGAAACAGUGGAGCCAGAGGAAGGUCAAAGAGCCGGGACUGCCAGGCCGACUGACCGAGAGGCCUCUCCAGCUCCACCGGAGCAAGCCCAGCAUCUUUCCUACAGCUACUCUGCCUUCCACUUUGUCUUCUUCCUCGCAUCACUCUAUGUUAUGGUUACCCUCACCAACUGGUUCAGCUAUGAGGGGGCAGAACUGGAAAAGACUUUCACCAACGGCAGCUGGGCUACAUUCUGGGUCAAGGUUGCCUCGUGCUGGGCCUGCAUACUACUCUAUUUGGGGCUGUUACUGGUACCGCUCUGCUGGUCUCCUACCCAGGACACACAGCUAAUCUUUAGGCAAAAUCGUAUUAGUAUUGUCAGAAAAUGAAUACUUUAAAAUAAAAUGAGGUCCCUUAAGGUUGUA